AUGCUCGGGCUCAAGGGGCAAGCGGAGGAGCCUCCACAAGCCCUGAGCCACAGCAGCACGGACAACACCCUGCUGGUGCUCGGUCAGCUGGGGAUCCCGCAGCACGAAGUUCCGCGCCUCCAGACCGGCAUGCAGCUGCUCCAGCGCCGUAACUACGUGCGUCGGGCGGAGGCUCUGGAGACUGGGCUCGAGGCGGAGGGAAACGAGCGACAGGGGCGGGAUGGAGAGGAACCAAAGGAUGCAGCCGAUGAGGAGGCUCAACCGAAGGAACCGCUGCCGGAGGAGGCUGCGAACGGGCAGGAGGCGCGGGAGGUGCCCCAUCCGCAUGCGCCAUCGGGGGAGGAGCCGGAGGAGGAGGCGCGGAAGAUGACGGCACCAAGAGUGACACCGCUGGGGCAGGAGGGGGUGGCGACGCCGAGGGAGACGACUCCGCAGGACAGACGAUAG
Messenger RNA from Closterium sp. Naga37s-1, 447 nucleotides. Lineage: Eukaryota; Viridiplantae; Streptophyta; Zygnematophyceae; Desmidiales; Closteriaceae. The record is from the annotation of a GenBank genome assembly.